AUGUUUCGUUUAAUACUAUCAAUAAUAGUUUUAGCCAACUAUUUAACACUAAUAUCGACAAAAAGUGUCAACAGGUAUCAACAUAGUGAUGCCGAAUCAGAUGCUAAAUACUGGACAGAUCUGUCCCGGAUGUCCAUAGAAGAUGCCUAUAGAUAUAAAUCUAUUGAAAAUCGUGCCAAAAAUGUUAUACUAUUUUUGGGCGAUGGUAUGGGUGUGUCAACCCUAACACCGUCUCGUAUAUUGAAAGGACAGCUCCAGAACCGAUCCGGCGAAGAGUCGAAACUGGCAUUUGAAGAGUUUCCAUAUGUGUCACUAAUAAAAACCUACAAUGUUGACUAUCAAGUACCCGAUAGUGCCGGUACAGCUACUGCAUUCAUGUGUGGCGUCAAAACUAACAAAGCAGUGAUAGGAGUGACCGCACGGGUUAAAUACGGCGAAACCAAUUGUCAAGUAGUCCAACAAAAUAGUAUUUCAUCGAUACUCAAGUGGGCAUUAGAUUCAGGUAAAAGUGCUGGUGUUGUGACCACUACACGAAUAACUCACGCCACACCUGCCGGUGGAUACGCUAGUGUCGCCAACCGUGACUGGGAGGCGUAUAUGCCCGAUGAGGCCAAUACUGAUCCAAAUGGUUGUAAAGAUAUAGCCAGACAACUGAUAGAAAAUUCGCCCGGUGCUAAUCUGAGUGUUAUAUUGGGCGGUGGCAGUCGAUAUUUUGUGGCCACCACGGAAAACGACACCGUUAGCGGUAAAAAGGGAUUGCGACGGGACGGACAAAAUUUGAUAGACAAAUGGCAUCAAUUGAAACGAGAUAACGGUUUGCCGGACGAGUCCUAUAAAUUUGUUACGACAAGGAAUGGUCUAAAAGCUGUUGAUUACAAUAAAGUAAACAAUUUGUUUGGACUGUUUAAUGGCGAUCACAUGUCCUACGAUAUGGAACGAGUGGUCGAACCCGAUGGUGAGCCCAGUCUUGAGGAGAUGACCGAUGCAGCCAUUCAGGUGCUCAAAAAAAAUACCAACGGAUUUGUGCUGCUUGUAGAGGGCGGACGUAUAGAUCAUUCACAUCAUGACAACUACGGUGUAAUGGCAUUGUACGAGACAGUAGCAAUGGACAGGGCUGUCGAAAGGGCUGUAAAAGUUUCAACACUCAAUGAGACAUUGAUUGUGGUUACAGCUGAUCACUCGCACACAUUUACAAUGAAUGGAUACCCUAAACGUGGAAAUCAGAUAACCGGUGUGGCCGGUAAAGAUGCCCGUAAUGUACCGUUUACUACACUAAUGUAUGGCAAUGGACCGGGAUAUGAACAGGACAGGACAGAUCCGUCAACUGUUGACACUUCUAAAUUGCGAUAUAGAAAUCUGGCUGCCGUACCAUUGAGCAGUGCCCAUCACGGGGGAGAGGAUGUUGCACUGUAUAGUGUGGGUCCGAUGGCACACAUGUUUCACGGAUCACAGGAACAGUCAUAUGUUGCACACGGCAUGGCUUUCGCCGCAUGUAUUGGACAGUUCACUGAUGGUCAGUACGAUCACUGUAUGAUGAUAUCCGGUGGCCGAUCAGUUUUUCUAUAA
Oppia nitens is the source of this 1566-nucleotide messenger RNA. Its product is annotated as alkaline phosphatase-like. The transcript is spliced from 7 exons. Bases 1 to 1566 code for a protein of 521 amino acids. Lineage: Eukaryota; Metazoa; Arthropoda; Arachnida; Sarcoptiformes; Oppiidae. The record is from RefSeq and is a predicted model, not a curated record. Gene Ontology annotation, molecular function: alkaline phosphatase activity. Gene Ontology annotation, biological process: dephosphorylation.